AAACACGAGGAGAGUAGCUCAUAAUCACGCGAAUAAAAACUCGAUGCAUCUCAAAAUCCCCCGUUUCUAAAAUUGGCAAAAAAAAUUAGCGAAAAAUUAGCGGAGAAAUUACCGUAUAAAUAGAACCUCCUUCUCUCGCAUCAAUCCAUGGUAGCGCCGGCGGCAACCUAGUUUGCUGUGAUCUUCGUCUUCUCACCCUCUUCUCUUCGAAUCGCCAUGGCGUUUUCUUCUAGAAGUUUCUGGAAUCGGGCGUUUUGGCUGCUUCUGUUAGCGGCGAAGGUGGUGAUCCACAUAUCUGCUGUGAAUUCAGAAAUAUCUGAUACUCUGUUGCUUACAAGAUCCAAUGAUCCAGUAAGACAAAGCAAUAUUGAAGGAAAUUGGCAUAUGCAAGACUGUAAGGACUGUAAAAAUAGACAGGAAAACAGUUAUAAGACAAACCGUUCGAGUGAAAAAGUGGACUCCAGCCAAGGAGAGGCCAUUGAUAUAACUGUGACAUACAUGGAUAAUUCUGGUAACUUCAAAAGUCAUAAGGUCAAGUCAAGUGAUUUAUCAUCUUCUUGGGUAUGGGAGAAUUCUGCUGGAAACCCCACACAGCAAAAGGGAGAAGAAGGCUUAUAUCAGCUCAGGGUGAACAAAUUACAGGAAAAUGAUCGCUCUUCAACUGAUCAUGACAAACUACCUUGCCCUAUUAAACUUAAACGUCAGCGAUUGAGGCAAAAGAGGAAGGAGUUGCGUGUAGCAGAGCUGGUUCACAUGAGUAAAGAAACUGAACUCGAAAUGGAAGCAGCAGCUAUCGAACGUACUAAAAAGUUCAAUCACAUAGUAAAGGGAAAGUACAGCAUAUGGAGGAAAGAAUAUCAACCCACUUUCACAGAUUCCACAUUAAAACUCAUGAAAGAUCAGAUUAUUAUGGCUAAAGUGUAUGCUAGCAUUGCUCGCUCUUUGAAUAAACUUGAUCUGUAUAGUUCCCUGAUGAAACAUAUCAAAGCAAGUCAGCUCAUGACUGAAGAGGCAACUUCGGAUGCUGACCUACACUCAGGUGCUCUUGAACAAGCAAAAGAAAUGAGCAAUGCCUUAAACCAGGCCAAGGGAGUGCUAUAUGAUUGUGACAUAAUAGCCAGAAGGUUGCAGGCAAUGGUCCAGUCAACAGAGGACAACAUAAUCGGAGUGAAGAAACAAAGCACAUUCUUGAUACAGCAUGCUGCAAAAACGAUGCCUAAGCCUCUACACUGCCUUUCUUUGCAGCUAGCUACUGAUUAUUUCUUAGAUAAUUAUGCAAGUAAAGGACUAGUAAACAGUCCAAAGCUUACGGACGCUUCUCUAUACCAUUAUGCUAUAUUCUCUGAUAAUGUACUUGCAACAUCAGUUGUUGUAAAUUCUACUGUUGUGCAUGCCAAGGAACCCGAGAAGCAUGUGUUUCAUAUAGUCACUGACAAACUGAACUUUGCUGCUAUGAGGAUGUGGUUCAUUGCUUACCCUCCUUCACCUGCAACAGUACAUGUGGAGAAUAUUGAUGAAUUCAGUUGGCUAAAUUCUUCAUACUGUUCAGUUCUUCGGCAACUUGAAUCCGCAAAGAUCAAAGAGUAUUACUUUAAUGCCCAGCAUGCAUCAUCACUAUCCGCAGGAAAUGAAAAUCUCAAAUACAGGAAUCCGAAGUAUUUGUCUAUGCUCAACCAUCUGAGAUUCUAUAUGCCUGAAGUGUAUCCAAAGCUAGAUAAGAUACUAUUUCUUGAUGAUGAUAUUGUUGUUCAAAAAGAUCUAACACCUCUGUGGUCCAUAGAUUUGAAAGGAAUGGUGAAUGGUGCAGUAGAGACCUGCAAAGAGAGCUUUCAUCGGUUUGACACAUAUCUCAAUUUCUCGAAUCCAAAGAUCUCUGAGAAUUUUGAUCCACAGGCUUGUGGAUGGGCUUUUGGAAUGAAUAUUUUCGACUUGAAGCAAUGGAAGAAGCGAAAUAUCACUGGAAUAUACCAUUAUUGGCAAGACUUGAAUGAGGACAGAAAACUGUGGAAGCUUGGAACUCUUCCUCCAGGUUUGAUUACCUUCUACAACCUGACAUAUCCCCUGGAGAGGAGCUGGCACGUUCUGGGUCUUGGUUAUGAUCCAGCUGUGAACCCUAAAGACAUUAUAAAUGCAGCUGUUGUUCACUAUAAUGGGAACUAUAAGCCUUGGUUGGAUCUUGCUAUCGCAAAGUAUAAGCAGUACUGGUCCAACUUUGUUCCGUUUGACAAUCCAUACAUUCAAAGAUGCUACGUCGAUCAAUAAUUUUUUUCCUCCUUUUUAUUUGUAAAUGUUCCCACAGUUGAACUUCUGAUAUGCCUAACUCUUCAUAAUUUUGUAGUAAUCAAAGCUGAGUUAUUGUGAUUUUUUCGAUGUCAGAAGUUGACGAAACUCUACUUAGCCCCAUCAGUAGUCUGCUCUUUUUCUAAUGUGUACUCACAGAAUAUACGAGAGUUAUUAAAAAAGGGUUAAUUGCAAAGAAAACCCGUGUCAUGUA
Molecule: messenger RNA, 2494 nt
Organism: Asparagus officinalis (garden asparagus)
Lineage: Eukaryota; Viridiplantae; Streptophyta; Magnoliopsida; Asparagales; Asparagaceae
Product: probable galacturonosyltransferase 3
Exons: 9
Coding region: 217-2262 (681 amino acids)
Molecular function (GO): polygalacturonate 4-alpha-galacturonosyltransferase activity
Source: RefSeq, a predicted model, not a curated record